AUGGGGAAUUGUAUGAGAAAAGAAUCCUCCUCCGUGCAAUGGGGCGGCGAAGACUGGGGCUCACUAUCUCCGCCGUCAUCGUCGGAGGAUUUCUAUCAUAAAUCCAUGAAAUUAGAUCAUCAUCUCUUAAUGAGAGAAAGCAUUCAUUCUUCAACGCCCGUAGUAAAAGAGGUAAAAAUUAAGAUCACAAAGAAGCAGUUGUCGGAACUGACGGGUAAGGCUGACGUACAAGGAAUAUCCGUACAUCAGCUAUUGACGGAGUUAAUGAAGGUCAGUGAGGGGUUUGAGCUGCAUCAUCGCUCAUGGAGGCCUGCCUUACAGAGUAUACCAGAAGUCAAUUAA
Messenger RNA from Nicotiana tabacum (common tobacco), 342 nucleotides. Lineage: Eukaryota; Viridiplantae; Streptophyta; Magnoliopsida; Solanales; Solanaceae. The record is from RefSeq and is a predicted model, not a curated record.